Molecule: messenger RNA, 726 nt
Organism: Aspergillus welwitschiae
Lineage: Eukaryota; Fungi; Ascomycota; Eurotiomycetes; Eurotiales; Aspergillaceae
Exons: 1
Coding region: 114-719 (201 amino acids)
Source: RefSeq, a predicted model, not a curated record
CCUCAUUUUGCUACUCAUUAUUUACUCUUGAGACAAGCAGAUAUAAUUCUCAGAUACCUACUCCCCAAUAGCUACAUUCCCCAGCUCAUACUUGUCAGUCAGAAACAUCUACUAUGUCCUUCAUCCCACCUCCCACCCCACCACCCGCACCCGGUCCACCGCCAGUUCAGGCACACACCCCACCAGAACCACAACCACCCACUGUCCCCACCACCGGCCCCAAAGGCUCUCUCCUCCUCGAACUCCACAUUUUCAACGGCCACCCCUUCAAAGAUCACUGGGCAUACUGGAUUUCUUCUCCAGAUGAUCCCCUCGUCGGAGUGAAGAUCCACGCGACCGGGGACGUGCGCAACGGCUUCAUCUUCGAGAUCAAGCGCAGCCACGAUCUCCGUACCAGUCCGGAUAUUCCGAUUAAGCGGAUACCAUUACAGUGGGUUGAUGGGGGGCAUCUUGAUCAGGGGAAGAUGUUUAAUGGUGGGGUGGAGAAGAUCGAGAAUCUGCCGGUGUGUGCGUUUGAGGAGGUGUUGUCUAAGGUAAAGGUGCCAGGGAAGUCGUUGAAUAGUGUCAGUCAGGAGGGGAACUUGGGAGAGGAUGGGGUUGGGAGGAAGGUGGUGCAGAGGGAUUGUCAGACUUGGAUUGUGGAGUCGAUGGGACAAUUGGUUAGGAAGGGAGUUGUUGGGAGGGAAGUUGAGGAGUUUGUGUGUAUGAUUAGGCAGUGAGGUGAUG